GUCCCCUGCGCGCGUGCGCCUGCACCGCGUUGCCGCCAAGGAGCCGUUUCCGCCUCGGAGCCCGCGAUCGGCGUAGCUUUACGUUUCUGCGGAUCUUCCGCCAUGGUGAGUGAAUGGGCGGGCGCGCCCUCCCCCGGCGCCUCAGCCAAGUCGGUGCUUUUCUGGGCAUCCUCCGGGGGCUUCAUUCCCAUUUCCUCUAUUUCUCUUUACUUAUUUCACAACAGUAGCUUGUCAUGUCCUCUUUUUUUGCUGCAUUAUUUCGGUGUUGUUGUUUUUUUUAAAAAAAAAACUGCUGCAAGCUGGCCUGAGCGCUACAAAUACAGUGCAAGGGUGGGAUAUCAACAUUUUCAAUAGACAAAAAUUGCUGUAAGACCAUUUUAUAGCCCUGGAAAUGAUGCUGAACCUGUUGAAUUUCUGCCUCUCCUGAGUAUUUGCUGCACUGCUUGUUUUGGAAUGUUAAAACGGCUAAACACGUUGCAUACAUAAAUAAAUGCACGCAGCAGUCUCUUUUAUAUUUCCCCAUAGCUGUCCUCUCUUGGCUCUGGGUAACUUCACACCAUCAAUUCUGCUUCAUUCCUCUCUACAGUGACAUUCAAACCCAUCAUGACCAAACGAGUUCUUCAGAAGCAACAGACAGCAGGGUUGUACUGGUGUGGCUAAAAAUUGAGGGUGGUAUCUGUACAGUGGUAUCUCGGGUUACAGAUGCUUCAGGUUACAGACUCCACUAACCCAGAAAUAGUAGCUCGGGUUAAGAACUUUGCUUCAGGAUGAGAACAGAAAUCAUGCUCUGGUGGCACGGCAGUAACAGGAGGCCCCAUUAGCUAAAGUGGCGCUUCAGGUUAGGAACAGUUUCAGGUUAAGAACAGGCCUCCGGAACGAAUUAAGUAUGUAACCAGAGGUACCACUGUAUUCAACUUGCGAGCAACAUGUUUUAUAGUGGGAAAUGCAUAAAUAUCCAUAUUCUUCAACUGCUUAAUUAACUUUAAUGGUCGAACAAUUUCUACCCUGUGUCUCAGCUUCAUAUAUGGUGGAAACAUUAAUACCUCCUCAUUUUUUAUAUAUUCCAAAACAGUUGACUGGCUCUUUUUUUCUUUUUGAAGACCUUGGCAGCUGCUGGGACUUGGUUACUGAUGCAAAAUAAGUCCUCACCCUCAAGUGAAUGGUAACAUGGUCCCAUUCACGUCUCACAAGCAAAUUCUGGCUAUGAGUUGGGAUUUGUUGAGAAUGAAACCAGCUGUGGUCCCUGGUUCAGAUGUAAUAAAAAGCCAGAGAUGGCAGUUGUUUCUCCCAGUGCAAGUGAGAAGGAGCAAAUUAUUCCUUUUAGAAACAUUCACAGUGAUCUAUUAGCUAUAGUUCAUCACAAUGUGUGGGCGGCAUUAUCAAGGGUUGUCUAAUUCUGUAUAAUAUAUAUCAAUGUGGCUUAGAUGCUGCUGCACUAUAAAGUUUAUAUGUAAUAAUAAGGCUCUAUGAGAAAUCUGACCCUUUUACCAUCUUGAUUGGCCAGGUUUCUAUAGUUAUCUUUGCAUAAUAUUCUCUAGACUUAUGUUUUACUGGUAUUCAAUUCUCAAAUAAAGCCUAUUCUCCCACUCUCUCAUUUUAGGCUCGAAAUGCAGAAAAGGCCAUGUAAGUAGUCUGAAUAUUGAUAUUUUGUCACUGAGAAUAUUUUCAGCAUAUUCUAACAGUUAAACUGCCUUCUGCCUUUGAUCCAUAACCAUUUAAGAAAUGUUACUUUGCAAUUCUACAGCUUACAAUAUGUUAAUCUUGGUAUUCUCUGCCUGUGCUUAUUAGUUACAUUUUGGACAUGGUGUUUCAGACUGUGACAAAGUAUUCCUAAAAGACACAAUUUUAAUAUUUUCUCCAUUUCUUUAUAAGGCUUAUGUUUGGUUCUUCCCAUGCUAAAUCGUAUAAAUGUAUGACACAUAAGUUAUGAGUAUUAUGAUUUCAUAUUUUCUGUUUGACGUGGAACUUUCUUCCUUUUAGGACGGCCUUGGCGAGAUUUCGCCAAGCUCAGCUGGAAGAAGGAAAAGUUAAGGUAAGCCAGAAAACCAGUUUGGCUUCUGAGGAGGAAGAUUUAUGGAGCAGUUUCUAAUAAUGUAGGGGUAGAUCAGAGUUUCUCAGACCACUGAAAGCCAUAUGCAACCAUAGCAGGCAAACUUUUCUAAAACAUUGGAACGGAUGCAUUAAUAAUGACUGUUGACCUGGUCAUAUGUUUCUGCUUAUCUUUCAUUAUUCCGCAAAGGAAACUGGAAGUGAGUCUCCAAACUUUUGCCUCCUUGAUAAUUGUCUUACUAGAGAAUCAACUGAGCAUUUUGUUCUUGGCGUGAUUAUGAACUCGAGUCUUCCACAUGAUACCAUGCUGUACCAAUGGACAGCCAUGUGAUGUUUCAUUUUAACUUUUACAAAUCAAUGCCUUUUCUAUCUUGUAAAACAAUAGAGCUGUUACAUUUUGUUUUAUGUUUGUGUAUUGUUGCACUCACAAGCUGAGGACAGGUUGCGGCAUAAAACAAAUAUAAAAAAUAACAACCUGUCCUGCUAAAAGUGACAAAGGGAGUGAUGGGGCAAAGGAAGGUUAACUUUAGGAAAGGCAGGAAAACAUGAGUGUAAUCCUCUACCAAAAUCUGUAAGGAAGAUUCAUUCAUCUUCUGUAGCCCUGUUUUUCCCCCUUUAGAUUUUAAAACAGUGAUUCCCUUCCCUGUCCCAUUCUCAUUGAGGUGGAUCCAGAGUGUCUAUUCCAUGAAUGGAAAGGCUCCUCUCUUCUCCAAUAGACAUCAAACCAGUUAGAGGAAAGGGGAAGAGGUGAUUAUUGGUAAUUUCCACCCUUCCUUCACCCUGCAAGCUCCCUUUGCCAUCUUCCCCCACUGUUCUGGGGAGUCCAAUUGUCUGGAGCAUUUUGGGGGCAGGGAAGGGUAUGGGGAGGAAGGAGAGCUGCCCAGAAUUGCUUCUUCCACUUGUACUUGCAGAAGUGUCCAGUUAGCAGAGUUCCACUGCAGGCAAGACAGUCCAGUUCCACCUAAAUAUUAAAUACUUGUUCAACUGUCAAAUGUCCCCAAUGGCGUCUGAAGUUUGGUUGUCCAGACAAAAACUACAGGGUAGCAGUGGUGGCACCUUAUCUAUAAAGCAGCCUUUGGCAUCUGUUCUGACAAGAGAAAGUAUUAAGGUAAUAGCAGCAGUACAAAAUUAAUGGCUGCCUCUAUUGUGACAGAAGGGCAGACAUGAUUAUAGUGGGGAAAGGGGUAAAUAUUUUUGACCCAAGAACUCACUGUCUGAUAUUUUGUUAGCCUACAUUAAACCUGUAAGCUAGGGAUAGUAUAAAGUGUUAAUCAUACUUGUAAUAGUUGGAUAUCACAUAGGAAAGGUUUUACUUUAUGUUAAAGCUCAUAAAACAACUUGUAAAAAAAUGUAACUGCCGCUAAUGCCAGCAAUUUCAAGAAUUAUGAUUUUAAAAAAAACCAAAAACCCAUGCAAACUGCUUAGGGAGCAGAUUUUUGUGGGAAAGCAGUGUGAAACCGAAAACUUAUGUAUUUUUUAAUUUUCAAAAUAACAGCUAGAAAGUCAAGGUGGCUUCCAGAAUCUGAGUGUGAGAACAUGGAAUUAUCUGGCCCCCACCCUUGGGGUUGAAAGAGGAGGGAGAGAAGCUUUAAUCCCAAGAGAGAUAUUUGGAAUAAGCGCCUGAAAAAUGUUGUUGGACCCUAAAGCAGUCUUAUUUAAGACUUGCCCUGUAUCUAAGAGAUGUUUGCUACCUUAUAUUUGAUCAACAGCAGCUUGACCAGAAAAGGGUUUCCAGUAUUCCUGAAAGCUUUGACUCGCAAAAGGAAAUUAAUUUCAGAAAUCCAGAGCAGCCACUGGUAGUGCCGCACUGUGUCCAGGUUGGUUGUAUGUGGUGCGCAAAAGGAGGAUCCAAUAUUCUAAUGGCAGCGUGAGGCAAAGGAAAUUAGACUCUUACUUUGUGCAUACUUGGAACUAUUAUAGAGAUGUGGAAAGUAUCAGGAAUGAAAUGUUGAGAGUUGCAUUGGCUGUAUGUGCAGACAGUGAAAAUACAGAAAGUACACAAAUCUGAAGAUACCAUAAUCAUAUUAUAUUUCUUUGUUUCAAACAGGAGCGAAGGCCUUUUCUUGCUUCAGAAUGUAAUGAACUGCCAAAAGCUGAGAAAUGGAGGCGGCAGGUAUUUGCUGUUGUGGAUUCUGAAUAACAAUCCUCUAAGUAUAUAAACGAACCCCUGAUAACAUAGUUCCAACUUCUGUCCAUUUAUUGAAAGACAGUUGUACCUUGGAUCUCAAAUGCCUUGGCUCCCGAACAAAUCAGCUCCUGAAUGAUCAAAACCCAGAAGGGAGCGUUCUGGUUUUUGAACGUUCUUUUGGAAGGCGAACGUUCGGGGCUUCUGAUUGGCUGCAGGAGCUUCCUGUAGCCAAUCAGAAGCUGUGCUUUGCUUUCCGAACGUUUUGGAAGGCGAACGGACUUCCGGAACGGAUUCUGUUUGACUUGGAAGGUACGACUGUGCUCAUGUAUUUCUCUGCUCUGUCACAGAUGAGGAGAUGGUAAAUGAAAAAGAUGCAACAGUGGACAGGCCUGCAGGAAUUGGUCUGCACAUGCUGAUAGCAGCAACAGGUGGGUGGGGAGCUGUGGCAAGGAGGAGCAUGCUCUGUUCCUCCUCCCAGUCUGCCACCGAAGGCAAGGGGCUCACUUUGGCUAGUGGCAGGGCUAGGCCUAUGCACACCAUGGCAUCAUUGUGUUAAACUACAAACCAGCUGCUGUAGUUUAACAAAACAGUUCCAAAGUUUUAAAUCUAUGAAUUGUCAAAAUUGGUUGUCUGCGAAACCGUUUCUAGGUCAUGGGAGAGAAAAUGUUGGAAAUGCUCUUUUUGAAUAAUGAUUGCAUGAUGCAGUACCUUAAACAAAGAGCUUUAAAAUUAUUAUUCAUUAAACAAAAACUUUUUAAAGGUAUUGUGUCAUACAGCCUCUAAAAUAGAUGCUGCUGAUUUGUUUGAGGAAAAAAGUAAUUGUCGUAUAAUGUCUCUUUUUAAACAGAUUAUUGGUGAAAUUUCCAAGAAAGUGGCACAAAUUCAAAAUGGUAAGUUCCUAAUGCAGGGGUGGUGUUAAUCUUCCUAAUGGAGGGGCAGGGUUAAUAUCCUUAUGAGCCUGCAGAUUGUACUUUUCACUAGCAUUUAUUACACUUGAGACUUCUUUUUAUCUCUGACCCUGAAGAGCUGCCACUGCUCUGAGGUCUAGGCUUGUGAUAGUGAACUGAUAAAAGGAGCUACUGCUCUGGAGUCUGCUUUUGUUGGAAAGGAUGCUGUGAUAUCUGAAUUGUGAAUCUGGUAUUCAACAAGCCUAUCUAGCCAAGCUAGUCUUGGGUCAACCUUCUUGAUCCUGAUGUGCUUUGAGUCUUUGGAAUAAUAACUGGCUCUGGUGCUUUUGAUAUCCACACAUUAAAAAUUACUUUAAUAAGAAGCCUGCUAUAAAAGUUGUCUAAAAGCAGAGGGACUGAUGUCUUCAUGUGACAGAGAGAAAUAAAGCAAUAUGAAUGAGCAGUAUUCUACAGCAGUGCUACUCAAAGUGAUGGUCCAUGGAUCGGUGCUGGUUCAUGAGCCAUCAGCUGUUACUCUGCAGCAACUCCACCUCAAUCCAGGUUGGAUAGGACACUUCAGGGAUCAAAAAUGGCCCUGCUCCCUGCCUAGCACAUUGCGGGGUGGAAAGAAAUUGCCAGUCUACCACAUCAGAUAGUCUGAAAAACACUGUCCUACAGUACCUGGAAAAAUUCAGAAUAGAGAAUGUAUAUCAAUGAUUAAAACAGCUAUUUCCCCCCCCCCCAUUUCCUUUAAAAAAGCUGGCUUAGGUGAAUUCAGAAUUCGUGACUUGAAUGAUGAAAUUAACAAACUCCUAAGAGAAAAGGGGCACUGGGAAGUCCGGAUAAAGGAGCUGGGAGGACCCGAUUAUGCAGUAAGUAUAUAAAAAUUAUUAGAUCCGUAUGUAGGAAAGUGCAAACACAAUACAAAUUUAUCUGUUAUAAUUUGAUAAAUAAUAACCACUGCCUGGUUCUUAUCAUUGGGAAUCUCAGGUGAGAUACCCACACAGUGGCUCUCAAUACCAUUCACCACACGGAAGCAGAGAAGGGUUCAGAUAGUAUACUGUUGCAGAAGAUAAGGCUCAGUAAAACAGUUCUGGACAUGGAUAGAUACAGCUUGUGGGCUUUUCCAGAUACAGAUACCUACAAGUACAAGGUAUCUCUGUUGCUUUAAAUAAGUUCAGCAAUUCAAGACAUAACACUGAACAAGUAACUUGACUAACAGACAGACAGGCAGAUAAACUACAGAGUAACAGACUACUGAGUUGACAUAUUAAUCACAGAUAUAGUCUGAGCACUGGCCCAUUACCAUAGCAACUACGUUGGCUGACCUUGUGAUUAGCUCAUCAUCGGGUGAUUUACACUCAUGAAGGAAAUUUACCCAGUUAUUCCAAGACUUGUGUAAGUGGAUAUCCACAUAGGUAACUCAAUAAUUCAAAUGUAUUGUUGGGUCUUCCAUGUUAUAAAUAGUUUGUGUGAAGUUCUCCAGAUUUGACCAUGCCAAUCUGGGUCUGCCCAAACCACAUGAAACACUGCCUGUACUCACAAGUUCUGUCUAAUUAGCCACACAAAAGGAAAUACUAAGCAUUGUGGCUUUUACCCCUUUCUUCUCCCUCAAGAGAAUUGGUCCCAAAAUGCUUGAUCAUGAAGGGAAAGAAGUUCCAGGAAACAGGGGUUACAAAUAUUUUGGAGCUGCUAAAGAUUUGCCUGGGGUCAGAGAGCUUUUCGAAAAAGAACGUAAGUAUUUUUGUGCAUGUGGCAUACGCAUUCGAGAAAUUAAAUCUUUUUAUAUAUACUUUUCAAAUUUAUACAUUUCAUUAAUUUUACAAUCAUUUUAACAUUUCAAAGUCUGACUUCCUUCCCCCUCUUUCUGUGGUUCCUUAAAUUUAUUUUUUAAUAUCUUCUGCAUAUCCAAAUUCAUUUAAUUUGCUCAUUUAAUUAUCUACUUUAAAUAUACAGUCAUACCUCGGGUUAAAUAUGCUUUGAGUUGAGCACGUUCAAGUUGCGCUCCUCGGCAACCCGGAAGUAACGGAGCGCGUUACAUCCGGGUUUUACCGCUUGCGCAUGCGCAGACGCUCAAAAUGGUGUCACGCACAUGAGCAGAAGCGGCGAAAAGCGACGUGUGCAUGCGCAGAUGCGCUGUCGCUAGUUACGUUUACCUCUAGAUGCGAACGGGGCUCCGGAACGGAUCCUGUUCGUAUCUAGAGGUACCACUGUAUACUCUUAUGAAACUGCAGGUUAUUACAAUAAUCCUGCCAAUGUUUUUAUCUGUUAAUAUUCAAUAAACCAUUUCCAUUCUUUUAUAAAAAGUUUGUUAUCUUGAUUUCUUACUCUUCUGGUAAGUUUAGCCAUUUCUGCAUAUUCCAUUCUUCCUUUGCUGGGACUUCUGCUUCUCUCCAUUUUGGGACGAGUAGCAUUCUUGUUGCUAUAGUCACAUACAGAAAUAAAUUUCUAUACAAUUUAGGUAGUUCUGUCCCUAUAAUUCCCACAAGAAAAGCUUCUGGGUUGUUGUUGUUUUACAAAGGUUAUUUUAAACAUCAUUUUCAAUUCAUUAUAUAUUAUGAAUAGAGAAAUUAAAUCUAGUAUAAAAUUUUACAGAGUAGGACACGUUUUCCCGUAAGAUGUGUUGGGAGUUAUUUUCCUGUAGUUUCCCCUCAGUUUAAUGCAAAUGGUAAGAGGAGGAGAAAAUACAUAUGCAACUGAUUGCCCUGCUCAAUUAUUGCAGUGCAAUUGCUACUGUUUAUUUUUUAUUUAAAAUUUACUGUAUUAAUUUAGAAACAUUGAUGGAAUAGGCCCUGGCAUCUCCAGGUAGGGCUGGAAUUUCCUCUUUCUUACAGUCAUUGCUGGCAUGUUUCCUAUGGAUGUCUUACCCAGUGGUUUGAAUAUACUGUAGGUGUCCUUGGCUAUUUGGUUGAAUCUCAAUGACUAGCUAGUCAUAGCAGGUAAAGCUAUGUGCUUCCAUUUUCUCUUACUUGGGUGGAGAGUGACUUUGCAUUUGUUCCUUCAGCCCUUCCUCCUCCCAGGAAGACACGAGCUGAACUCAUGAAGGCUAUUGAUGCAGAAUACUAUGGCUACAGAGAUGAGGAUGAUGGUGUCCUGGAACCGUUGGAGCAGGAACAUGAAAGGAAAGGUAUGCAUGGUCAACCUCGGAUCAGUUGUUGCUUUGCUUAGUGUCUUUUACAGGAGACCCUACUUCUAGUUACCUGUAAGACAAAGAAGUACAGUGGUACCUUGGUUCUCAAACGCCAAAAACCCAGAAGUGUUCUGGUUUUUUAACGUUUUCCAGAAGCCAAACAUCCAAUGCGGUUGUCAGCUAUCGUUUCCAGGGCACCUUCACCAAUCAGAAGCUGCGCCUUGGUUUUUGAACAUUUCAGAAAGUCAGUCAGACUUCUGGAACGGAUUAAGUUUGGCACUUUUGUUUUUGUGACUGUGUGGAACCCAAUCCAGCUACUGACUGAUUGAUUGAUUGAUUGAUUGAUUGUGUGACUGUGGAAAUAGAUAAAUGACUAUCAUCAGUGCAGGUAAGAAUUUUUUCCCCCUAAUAAUCUUCAAUACUGUCUUAUUUAUUUUAUACUACAGUACAUUGAUUAUUGCUUUCAUUUUAUGGAUCAGUGGUCUUGUUAGAUGGUAAAAUUCACAUUAAUUUUCUGUUUUAGUGGUUGUUUUUAAAAGUCUGUAACGGAUUAAUCCAUUUUUGCAUUACUUUCUAUGGGAAAACGCACCUUGGUUUUGGAACGGACUUCCAGAACAGAUUAAGUUUGAGAACCAAGGUACCACUAUAAAACAGUUCAGUUCUUUUCAAAGGAUCUUAUUUCUGCUUCUUAUUUAAGAAACGGUCGUGGGCAUGUCGUUGAGGACACAUCUUCCAUUUUGGCAUAUGCUGUGUAUUAAAUACUUCAGUAGUGUUGCUUCUGUCUCUUCAUGUGGAUUCUUACAUCACAGGAGUGUGGCUGUUUGUCUGUCUUGCCCUGUACUGACUGCUCUGAAUGGCAGGGUCUGAGGCACAGUCUUUUCCAUCACGUGCUACUUGAUUUCAUCCCCUCCCCACCCUUAGAAAAAUAAUAAUUAGAUGCCAGGGAUCUAUGACUGUGUGACCUUCUGCAUGUGUUACUAAGGUAUGUCCCCUUCCCCAAAUUAAGAUUCUGUUAAUAUCUGUUGACUGAAUAUUUGCAGAUCAAUUUAUAAGCCACUUUUAAUCAAGCUUGUGUUUACUUGUUGUUCACGUUACCCACUUUUUUAUACUGGAUAAAAUAACCUGUAGUAAGCUUUUGAUAUGACCUUUAUAUUGCCCUAAAGUCAAAUGCCAGAUGCUAUUAUUUUACAAAUUUUGUCUGACAAUUCAACUAUUUUUUUUGGCGCUUGCUAACAACAUUCCUGUUUAAACAAGCCUGCGCAGGUGCUUAGAAAGCUGAGGUAAUUUUAAUCUGUUUUACUGUUUUAACUUGUAUGUUUUAAAACAGGGUUGUGAUUCCUACCCCCUUGAUUUCACAGUUUUAUCUUUUGUAAACCGCUUUGAGGGUUUUUGUUUUUUUGCAUAAAGCGGUAUAUAAAUUAUUAAAUAAAAAAAUAUGAGUUAAUCAGUAUUGGAGCUUUUCUGCUACAGAACUGCAGUUUUUUUUCCUCCUAAAAGGCAGUCAGAUGUCCGUACUAGUGAUAUUGGUCUUGUUUUAUUCAGAAAAUACAUCUGAAAUUUAUCUGUUCCCUCAUCUGGAUCUGCUUCCUUGGCAAUUCACUCCAAUAAAUAGAUCUCCGGUUAUGCUGAUGAUAAUCACAUGGGGACAGAGGAAAUUAAUUCAAGUCUUUUGGAAAGAAAUCAGCCUCAAGAAAAUUAGAUGAGCUACUAGAAGGAAAUAACUAAGCUGCUGCUGUUGAUUAUGUCAAAGCAUUAUAAGUUGACAUGAACUAUCCCCCAACAGAGUUGCCUUCUUGCCACCAUUUUGGUACUUUUAAGUAAGAUAAAUCUUCUGCUGUUUUGCUUAUUGAGUUCAGAAGAUUGGUUAUUGCCUUUUGAAAAAUGAAUACGCUAGUAAUUUUACUUAGAUUGUUUUAUCAGAAGCAUUUCAUUUACAUACUACAUUACCUGGGGUUUGAGGUUUGAAGGCUGUACAUUAUGAGACUCUGGCUUGCUAUGCUCUGUAGACCUUAUUGUGGGGAAGAGCUGUACAUCUCUACAGAAAUUAGCAGAACUUCUUGAAUUACUGUUACAUAUCUAAGAGCAUAAAAUUCAACACCUGUUCAACUAAUGACAAACUGGCGUAUAAGUAGCACAUGGUUCUGAAAGUAGCAUUCAUCAGUUCUCCACAGUAAGUUCAUGCCUUUCCCAAGUGUGCUUUGAUCCUGCACCAUGGCUGUAUCAACCUUCCUUUCAUUUCCUGAGACUAAGCCCUAGUGUUCAGCUAAGUAUCAUUCUCAUUUCACAAUUUUGAGUCUUGCUGUACUCUUCUCAUUUCAGCCUGUUACUGUAUCAAAUGAUGAUACAAGCUGUCUGUACUUAUGAAUAUUUACUCGGAAGUAAGUUCCAUUGGUCCCAAUGACACUUACCUCCAGGUUAAUUUGCAUAUGUUUGUGAACUCAAUUUGGUAUUAGUAAACCCAUUGUGUUUUCCAGUAACUUCUUCCCUUUUUUUCUAGACGCUUGCAUUGUUUGUACAGAAGGCAUAUAGAACAACAGGUGUGGUUCAAGUGUUUUUUUUAAUUACAUACAUAAAUUUUAAGAUACCUAUAUUAUUCUAUUUCUCCUUUCUAACUAUGGUCCCUGGUUUUGAAGUGUCUUUGUAUAGUUUGCUUGAAAUAUUUAUUUUGCCAAAGGCAGAAAUGAUGAUCCAGAAAGUAUGAACAUUUUACUUCAGCUAAAGGAGAGAACAGUGAAUUGUGACAUGUUUGAACAGGUCUCUUUUAGGCAGUUCUGAAAAGCUAGAUUUGGCAGCAAGUUCUGGAACACCCAGUUCUGGAGCUAUAUAGCAAAGUUUGGCAAGCUGGGAAAGACUCUCUUAAAUAUGCAGGGGCUGGCUUUUGGUAGCUUGUUUUCCACAGCACUGAUUUCUAGUUUUUCUCUGCCUUUUACUCUGCCAUGGUGCUCCAACAAUGGUCUCAAGCUUGCUUGUUGCCUGAUUCCUGGCCUACAGUAGAUGGUGCUAUAAAUGCAGGAAGCAGGGAGGUUGAAACUUCCUGCAGCAAAGUAUUUUCCAUCUUGAACAAUCACUCCCUGAUAGAAUCUCCACUGCUAGAAAUAGAUCCAGAGCUGCCCCAACCUACUGUGUUACUCUCUCUCAACUGUAAAUGUUACAGCAGUACAGAAUUGCUUGUUAGGGUUGCUCUAAAUUGAGCCCUUGCCUUAUCAUGGCUAUGAGAAAGGGGAAAUUAAGAGUGUUAACAGACAUCUUCUUUUAUAGUCUGCAACACUUUUUCCACUUUAAGAAGUGAAGAAGGGCUCCAAACUCCCAUCCUCUAAAGCUGAUUUCAAGCAGGGUUGUGUUGCCACAGAAAGGAAACAAAAAGGAGAGGCCAAGCUUCAGACAGGAACAUGGCUAGUAAAAAGGGAAAUUGUAGAUACAGUGGUACCUCGGUUUUCGAAUGUAAUCCGUUCCAGAAGACCAUUCAAGUUCUGAAACGUUCAAAAAACGAAAACUCAAUAGCUGACAGCUAGGCCUCAGGAUCUUGCACUCAGCGGAAGCCGCGUGGCAUGUUUGACUUCUGAGGCGUGUUCGAAAACCGAAGCAUUUACUUCUGGGUUUAUGGCGUUCGAAAACCAAAAUGUUUGUCAACUGAGGCGUUCAAAAACCGAAGUGCCACUGUACUUUGAAAACUGCAUGAGUUUAAGUCAAGCGAUGAACAUAACACUUAGAAGUUCUGGACUGCUUGAGGGAACCAGGAAGGUGGAAUCAGUAAGACAAGAAGCAGUGCCACAGAAGCUGAAGAUGUUCAGCUUUUAUGGAGCAUUCUCAUAUACAUUCUCUUGAAGUGUAAUAUUUGGUGAAAAGAAUGCUUGUUAGACAAGUUCAUCUUCAAAUGCAAAGGGCUGCAAAUGCUAAACACUUUUGCUCCAGUCCCUGGAGGAGGAAGAGACCCCUGAAGGGAGUCACAAUUGGUAUUGUUAAGCCUAUAGUACCCACCCAGUGAAGUUAUGAAAUGGGUUGUAGUGAUAUCCUACAGUGACCUACUUGAGGGCAGACUCAGCAGAGAAAGGGACAGAACAUCUCUUGUUGAUACCUAGUUCUCAGUUAUAAUAUAUACCAGUGCAUCCCUAAGGAACCUACAUUCCUUAAUUUUAUUAUUCCUUUGAGCAGAUCAUGGGAAGUAGGCAACCUGACUUCCAAUCAGUUUCCUAAUUUGAAGGGGUUUUUAAUCACCAUUGGUGGGACACUGAACCCUGUUUCUCCUACUGUAUAAAAGUGUGUCAAGUUUUCAGGCCACUUCAUACAUUUGAUAAAAUAGACUGAAACUUAUGAAAAGCUCACAUCACAGUAAGGCUACAUUGUUUUGACCUGGCAGUAAGUCCAACCGACUUCAGCUUUCCAGGGCUUUAGACUGGGAACAUUCACAGUUCUAUCUGGAGAUGCUGGGGAUUGAACCUGGAAACUUCUGCUUCCAAGGCAGAUGUUUACCAGCUCUGAGGGAGGAUGGAUUAUAGCUCAGUGGAAAGAAACGGCUACAUCUCAGCUUCUAAAAGGUUAAUUCAAAUAUAGUGCAUCUAACUUAUUUAUUACGUUUCUAUACUGCCCUUCAUCUGAGGAUCACAGAGUGCCUUACAAUAUAAAAAUACAAAAAGACAUAACAUAGUUACAAACAAACAAAAAUACCCCCAGUUUAAAAGGUCAUAAUUAGCCAAAGGCCUGGGAGCAGAGGAAUGUUUUUUCUUGGCACCUAAAGUUAUGUAAGGCAGGUGCCAGGCGGGCCUCCCUAGGGAGAGCAUCUUACAAGUGGGGAGCCACUGCAGAAAAGGCCCGUAUUCAAAUUGGCACACUGUGGACCUCUUGCAGAGGAGGCACAUGAAGAAGGGCCUCAGAUGAUGAUUACGGGGUCAGGGUUGGUUCAUAUGGGAAGAGGCACUCCUUGAGGUAUUGUGGUUCUGAGCCAUUUAAGGCUUUGUAGGUCAAAACCAGCACUGUGGGCUUGGGAACUCAUUGGCAGCCAGUGCAGGCGUGCCAGGAUCAAUGUAAUAUUCUCAGACCACCUUGCCCCAGUGAGCAACCUGGCUGCUGAAUUCUGCACUAGCUGAUGUUUCCAAAUCAUCUUCAGAGGCAGUCUCAUUGCCGUAAUCUACGCUAGAGGUUACUUCAUUCCUUAAUGAGUUGUUAAAAAUAGUAUUAAAAACUGAGCACAUACAAAUGUAUGCUAGCGAAGUCAGCCUAGCUUUUGUAAACAAGAGUCACACUUCAUAAACUUGAAAGAAUUCUUUAUGUAUGCAGUACAGGAAAGGCAAACCAUUUUAAAGUAUAGUAAACCAUUUUAAAGUAUAAUAAAGUUCAGGCUUUCUCAGAACUUAUCAUAGCACUGGGUAAAAGGUAAACAAGGUUUAGAGGGAGACAUUGUCAGUUUCUAUCUGGAUAAAGUUGAGUAAUGUGUGCUGCAGACUUGAAUCAAAAUGGGGGACAGGUGCCGGGCAGGAGGGAUGCUUCCCUUACUGUUCAGCUGACAGAAGGCUAUCAACUGAGUGACACUUUUGGAUACCCACCACCCCUAUUUCUAGCCCAAUCUGUUGUAACUAUAACAUCAGAAAACCCUGCCCAUAACUCUUUGUAGGAUUGCCACAAGUUUCUGCUAAUUGUACCCUUCUAAAUGCCUUCUCCAAUGCUACUGUUCCAUUCUCAAGGAAGCAAAGUUCAAACAGUGCAAGUAAAAACUGAUAAAUACGUUUGUGGAUUCACCAAAAGUUGACUCUUAUAAUUGACUCUGAAAUGAAAGAGCUGGUGCUUUUUGAAUUUAAUUUGGUCAACCUCUUAAAAUCCAAAUAUAAAGUACUAUUUUUUUUACUUGCCCAGUUAUUGCAGAAGCAGUGGAAAAAUGGAAAGCAGAGAGAGAAGCACGGCUUGCAAGAGGAGAUAAAGAAGAAGAGGAGGAGGAAAUAAACAUCUAUGCAGUAAAUGAUGAUGAGGUAUUGUGCUGGUUUCAGUUCUGCUAAUAACAGCAUGCCAUGAAUGUAGAAGAAUUCAUUAACAGUAAAAGGCAGAGUGGCAUAAACGUUAGCAAACUUGGAUAGGCCUGCCUGUUUCAGUGUCUGUGCAUUUCGGUGUCUUUAUGUAUGUGAUAAGUGCAAUUUCUUUUCUAUGUGGAUAAAAUGUGACUGUCAGACACUGGGGUGUGUUUCUGAAUUUGGAAUGAAACAUCAAGAUGAAUCAAGUCUUAAUUUAGGCUGUACUUCCUGCUGUGUACUGGUUACACACAGAGCAUGCAUGAAGCCUGCUGUGGACUUAUGGCUGUGUGUUUGUGUGGUUUAAAAAAAACACUUUGUCUUUUUAUAAUAGAACUUGAAAGCUAGUCAGUUUGCAUUUGACCGUUAGGAAAUGUAAUUAACAAAAAAACCUCACCUAUUUUCCCCUUUCCAACUUUGGAGAAAUCUGACUUUUAAAGCAGCUCAGCCCAAUGCGUGUUGUCUGAAUUUGUAUAAAAUGGGUGCAGCAGAAAGAUGUAGACUCCCCCCAUCCAGCGUUUCUCAAAGUGGGAGUGGGGAAUGAAGGGGAGACUUUCUUUCUUUAAUUUCUUCCAUACAUGCACUUCACCUUAUCACCUCCAGCAUCAGGGCUGGAAAGGAGAAAUGAGGGGAGGCUUUCAAAGCCCUCUGUGAUGUAUUCCAUUCUCCUUUGCACCUUGACAUUGGAGGUGUAAAGGAGAGCAUGGGGAAGAUUGCAAAGGGCUUUGUGAUCCCUGUGUUGGAGGUGACCUCAAAGAACAGCACAGGGAGCAAGAAGCAGUUCCCACUGAAUUGAAACUGCUUCCCUUUCUCUGAGCAAGAUGCACUCCUAUCUACUGCCCAGCACCUGAUAUUCUUUCCUACAGGACAGUUGAUGCUCAUUGGCUUUGUGGCAGGAGUGUGGACAGUCUAGCUAGAACAAAAUCAGGCGCCUGGUGUUGACUUUUUCUUCACUGGCAUGAUGCGUGUGGUUGCAUAAACUGAAUGUUCUAAAUGUAUUGCAGUCUGAUGAAGAAAGCGGAAAGGAAAAAGAAGGAGACGACAGUCAGCAGAAGUUUAUUGCUCAUGUCCCAGUGCCAUCACAACAAGAGGUAAGGAACAAAUAGAAAAUGAAAGUUGUACAGGUACAUUGAACUUCCAGAGGAAUAGCUACAUUGGCCUACUCCAGGAAAAAAAGUUUUGUGGCACCUUUUUGCAGCUACUGUGUUUUCUCUGUCAUUCCUGACUUCAUUAGUGCAUUUUGCAAAUUUAUGUGAUGUACCUUAAGCAAACAUAUACAGUUUAGCUGAAAAAUAAAGCCAGACUAAGGUUCAGAAUGUGUUUGUAUCUCAGAAGAGAAUCAUUUUGUACUUUGAUAACUAUAAAGGGGUUGUUCAGACAUAACCAUGCAAAACAACGCUUAAGUAUUGCAAGAAUGAGCCUUGGGAUUCCAUUGCUCCUCCCACUCAGUAAAUUAGAACUUCUGUUUCUGGGCUGCAGCAAACCAUAAUGUGCCUGUUGCAAUGAAACGGUAAACUCAGCCCCAAUUCAGAAGGCUCUGAGCAUAAUGUGCAAUGAAAAGGAAAGCAUAGUGCUGCUGCACAAGUGAGAGUUCUUGCCCUGGCUUCCACCAGCACAUCCGGUUAGUUGAAUGCACCCCUAUACCUCAGCAUCUUUGCAAAGAGAGUUUGUAUCAGUUCUGGAAAAGUGGUGAUACAGCAUCCUAAAAGUCACCGGCAACUUAGGUCAAGGAACAUCAGACUUUGGCCACAGCAAUAAUCUUUUGACACCUCUCUUCAAAGCUUGUUCCUUUUCGUUGGUAGUUCCUUUUCAUUGCCAGCAUGUACGUAUAAGCUAUUUUUACUAAAUCAUUUGCAAUCUGUGAAGUUUUAGUACUUUAUUUUAAGGCUGAAUGUUUUUAAUCUGCAGAUUGAGGAAGCUCUUGUCCGAAGAAAGAAGAUGGAACUUCUUCAGAAGUAUGCCAGUGAAGCUCUUAUGGCUCAAAGUGAAGAGGCUAAGAGACUUCUAGGACUGUAGCGUGUGUUGAGACAGUUCUGUUUUAUAAUCCAUCCUAAAGCAUCCUGGGAGCAGUUGCUUAAAGCAUGUUGGUUCUGCAAAAAUAAUGUACACUUUACAAAUGCUGGAAACGAAGGGUGAUUUCUUUCCCUAAGCACAUUUCACUGCAAGCAUUUCACUCUGCCCUAUUCUGUACAAUUUUUUGUUUUCAGCUUCAGUAGUCAAAACUCAAAAUAACUAGCCAGCUUGCCUUUGAGUUGUCCUUUUCUAGCUGCUUUCCUUUUUGCUUAAUUUCUGGCAUUUUCAGUUGCUCUUAAAUUAGAAAUUAGCAUUCCAGUAUGCUUCUCCAGUCUCAGUAAAAUACAACAGCAUUUAGAUAAAGCCAUAUUUAGCUGCUCACCCUAAUUGCCUACAAAUUUGGAAGAGAAUUGAAGGCAGUUCUUGCAGUGUGGUGUUUUGUUUUUUUAAUGUUUGACUUCACAGCAGAACUGAAGCGCUCUGCACAACUAAUACAGCUUUAUGUAGCAUGCUCAAAGCUCGAUGUGAACACCCACUUGGUUGGAUUUCUGAAAUGCUGGAUAUUUCAGCAACUAAUAUUGUAAAUACUGUUUCACCUUUGUAAUAUCACUCGGAUCUUUUCAGUAAAACAAUUUUUAUGUAGA
This is a messenger RNA of Podarcis lilfordi (Lilford's wall lizard), 16847 nucleotides long. The record is from the annotation of a GenBank genome assembly. NCBI's taxonomy places the organism in Eukaryota, Metazoa, Chordata, Lepidosauria, Squamata, Lacertidae.